AUGGGAUUUAUAGCAAAUAUACUCUGCUGUUCUUCAGAUACUUCCAAAACACAUCGUCAACGCCAGCAACCAGAAACUAAUCACAACCGCAACCGCAACCGCAAGCACAGUCAAAACCAAGCACAAAGUCAAAGCCGAAAGCAGAAGGCUACUCCAAACGGUGAUAAGAUGCAAUAUUCCACACCAGAAAUCCUUUUAUCUAGUUCUGAUUCAGGCAGCAAUGCGGGCUCCAAGGUAAAACAGGCUAAUGGAAAUAGCAGCAAUGGGAAGCUAGGGCCCUUAUCAAGAAACCACUCCAACGACUCGUACGAUGAGGAGAAAGAAUAUGAAGAUUACAAUGAAGGAGACGUGGAAAUGACGGAAGUUAACAAUGCCGGAGAAGAAGAAGAAGACGACGAAGCAAAAGAAAAGCAAGACCAUGUCGUCCAUGAAUACAAUGUUGACGCAGAUAGGAAUUCGAGUAUUACUGACGGGGGUCCACAACAGAGUCAGUAUCAGGUGGAUCAAGAAACUAUAAAUCCGCAAUAUGUGGCCAGCAGCCCUGAUAAUGACCUGAACUUGAUAGGCACUACAGACGAGGACUUCUCCGACCUGACGCAUUUGCAACCAGACCAGUACCAUGCGCCCGGCUACAACACCUUGCUACCACCCAAGUUGCAAGUAUUUCAACAGAAAAAAUGUCUGAUAUUGGAUCUGGACGAAACUCUGGUACACUCUUCUUUUAAAUAUAUGCAUACAGCUGAUUUUGUUUUGCCCGUAGAAAUUGACGAUCAAGUUCACAAUGUCUAUGUCAUUAAAAGGCCGGGUGUCGACGAGUUCUUAAACAGAGUGAGUCAACUAUACGAAGUUGUUGUUUUCACGGCAAGUGUUUCGAGGUAUGCAAACCCCCUUUUGGAUACUCUGGAUCCCAAUGGAUUCAUCCACCAUCGGUUAUUCAGAGAAGCUUGUUAUAACUACGAAGGCAACUACAUCAAGAACUUAUCGCAGAUCGGAAGACCAUUAUCCGAAACAAUCAUUCUAGAUAAUUCACCGGCCUCUUAUAUUUUCCAUCCGCAACAUGCUGUUCCAAUAUCUUCUUGGUUUUCAGAUACUCAUGAUAAUGAGUUACUGGAUAUUAUCCCACUUUUGGAAGACCUUUCAUUGGGAAACGUGUUGGAUGUGGGGAGCGUAUUGGAUGUAACGAUAUAG
Molecule: messenger RNA, 1188 nt
Organism: Saccharomyces paradoxus
Lineage: Eukaryota; Fungi; Ascomycota; Saccharomycetes; Saccharomycetales; Saccharomycetaceae
Gene: PSR2
Product: putative phosphatase
Exons: 1
Coding region: 1-1188 (395 amino acids)
Cellular component (GO): plasma membrane
Molecular function (GO): phosphoprotein phosphatase activity
Source: RefSeq, a predicted model, not a curated record